Molecule: messenger RNA, 1698 nt
Organism: Fulvia fulva
Lineage: Eukaryota; Fungi; Ascomycota; Dothideomycetes; Mycosphaerellales; Mycosphaerellaceae
Product: putative secreted lipase
Exons: 3
Coding region: 1-1698 (565 amino acids)
Source: RefSeq, a predicted model, not a curated record
AUGCUCAACUUCCUCAUCCUCCCACUGCUCUCUGCAGUAGCAUUGGCAGCACCAUUGGACGAACGCCAGUCUGGUCCAUCCGUCACCAUACAGAAUGGCACAGUCGUAGGAUCCUCCUUUGCAGGCGUCGACAGCUUCAAGGGCAUCCCCUUUGCACAGCCACCAGUUGGGAACUUGCGUCUCCGCCCACCACAGUCGAUCAACAAGUCCUUCGGCACACUGCAGGCGACAGGAAUGCCAAAGGGAUGCCCACAAUUCAUCUCGCAGGUCAACACUGGCAACUUACCUCAGGAUGCACUGGGCAUGCUCCUCAACUCUCCCUUGGUGCAGACCGUCACCAACUCCGGCGAGGACUGUCUGACGAUUAAUGUACAGCGACCAGCUGGCGUGUCUCCAUCGGCCAAGCUGCCAGUGCUGUACUGGAUCUAUGGUGGAGGUUUCGAGGCAGGUAGUGCCGGAAUGUACGAUGGGUCUAGCAUUGUGAAGAAGAGUGUCAGCCAGAAGCAGCCGAUCAUUUACGUGAAUGUCAACUACCGCCUGGGAGGCUUUGGCUUCCUCGCUGGCAAGGAUUUGGCCAACGAGCACUCCACCAACUUGGGACUUCGUGAUCAGAGGCUCGGCCUGCAGUGGGUGGCGGAGAACAUUGCUGCUUUCGGUGGAGACCCGGACAAGGUCACGAUUUGGGGAGAAUCUGCAGGCGCCAUUUCUGUCGCUGACCAGACUCUGAUCAAUGGUGGCGACAACACCUACAAGGGCAAGCCUCUAUUCCGUGGUGCGAUCAUGGAUUCGGGUAGUAUCAUUCCUGCACAGCAAGUGACCACGCAGAAGCCACAAGCAGUCUUCGACACUGUCGUUGAGAAUGCUGGCUGCUCUGCGGCCACAGAUAGACUCGCCUGCCUGCGAAGCCUGGACUACACCACCUUCCUCAACGCCGCAAACUCAGUGCCCGGAAUCUUCAGCUACCGCUCUGUCGAUCUAGCAUACUUACCCCGUCCAGACUCAGGCGACAACUUCUUCCCCGAAUCUCCCGACAUCGCCAUCAACGCCGGCCGCUUCACCAAAGUCCCCGUCAUCAUCGGCGACCAAGAGGACGAAGGAACCCUCUUCUCCCUCGUCCAAGGCAACAUCACCACCAACGACCAGCUCGUCACCUACCUCGCCUCCUACUUCCCAGACAACGCCAACGCCAACGGAGAUAUCCGCACUCUCCUCACGACCUACCCCAACCAACCCAUCCUAGGCCAACCAGCAGGCUCCCCUUUCCGCACUGCAGGCCUCAACAACAUUUACCCACAAUUUAAGCGGCUCGCCGCUGUUCUCGGCGACAUCACUUUCACGCUCACUCGCCGCGUCUACCUCUCCGUCGUUGGUCCCCAAGUCAAGUCUUGGUCUUACCUCUCCACCUACCUCUACGGCACUCCGAUUCUCGGCACGUUUCACGGGAGUGAUGUCAUCUUUGCGUACGGACUGGCUGGUCCUAGCCCGAUCACGGACUCGAUUCAGACGUACUUUGUCAACUUCGUGAACAACCUGGAUCCGAAUGUUGGGGCUACGGGACAGACUUUGUGGCCGCAGUGGCAGAGUGGGAAGUCGCAGUUGUUGAACUUUGAGGCGCUGAGGAACUCGUUGUUGGCGGAUGAUUUCAGACAGGCUAGCUAUCAGGAUCUGGCGGCGAGUCAGACUGAGUUUAGGAUCUAG